AUGAAUGUCUCCUUUUUCGAUGUUACCCAAGGCGCGCUGUUUAACGGCAGUCAGACCCUCGCCGGAACUCUGGCGACGUACUCCGGCAAUGGCACCGACAACGUGGUGACCGGCGACGGCGGAGGGUCCCUAGUGCUGCUGCAAGACGAGCGCAAGCUAUUUGUCAUGCGUGUGGUGCAAAUCGCGGUGCUGUGCGUUCUGUCGCUCACCGUCGUAUUCGGUAUAUUUUUCCUCGGGUGCAACCUGAUGAUCAAAUCGGAAAGCAUGAUUAACUUCCUGGUGAAGGACCGGAGACCCUCCAAAGACGUGGAGACGGUCAUGAUCGGGCUGAGCUAG
Molecule: messenger RNA, 336 nt
Organism: Toxotes jaculatrix (banded archerfish)
Lineage: Eukaryota; Metazoa; Chordata; Actinopteri; Toxotidae
Gene: rprml
Product: reprimo-like
Exons: 1
Coding region: 1-336 (111 amino acids)
Source: RefSeq, a predicted model, not a curated record